AGGGCCUAUACCUCAAGCUGCAGACUUAACCUCAAACUUGAAAAUUUGAUAUGUUGUAAAAAGUUCUGUAUUUUCUGUUUUUAUACUUUGCUUUUAAUUGAUAAAGGAAUGUUCUAAUAGGUUAGAGACAAAUUAUUUUUUCGACGAUGUUAUCUUGUGAAUGAUAAACUGACUUGUCUGAUCCAAAAGAUGGAUUUGACGUACGCUAUCUAUAGAAAACACAAUUCCAAACUCCUUCCAGAUUUCGAUUGCUUACAUGAAGGAAAGACAUUGUGUGUGGUUUCGAGUCAAAACAUCAUUGCGUUUACUACUCGAACUGAGCUUGAUGACACCACUGCCAAAACAUGGGGCUCUCAUGUCUACGUAGCGGACCUCAACACACCUUGGCAUAGCCACAAAGUGCUUUCCAGUGUAUCUGUGAUAACAUCAAUCGAGUGGGACCUUUCUGGCCAUAAACUGCUGGUAGCAGAUUCGUUUGGAAACGUUGCACUUUGGACAUUCAAAGAUUACAUACUCAAUGACUGGACAUGCAUUGGUACCGCUUCUUUCCCUGGAGAGCUCAUCAUUUCAGCAGCUUUCUUCCACAAUGGAAAAAAGAUCAGCCUGGUUGCGGAGAAGAAAGACAGCGUGUUGUACAGUGAGAAGUUCGUGCACGUGAGGUUCGCGCCGUCAGUGCGGCACUUUGGCAACCGCGCACUGGAGGGGUGCCUGGUGAUCAGCACGACUGGGAUGGUGGGGGCCAUCGCUGCCAUCCCUCGCGAGGGCACCUCGGCCCUGCUCACCACCAGCGAGAGUCUCGGCUCCAUCCGGCAUCGCAUCACCGCUGCUGACAUCUGCUACGGCAAAAAUGGACACUUCCUUGUAGCAGUUAGCAGUGGUGAUGUGCGAAUGCCUGUGCAAUGCUACAGAGUAUCAGUCACCCAGAGCUCAGACAAGUUGCAAAUAACAUCACAAGCACUACCAAGCUUCUUUCUACAAGCUGAUCAGCAUUAUAAAGAAGUGACGGAGGUGAAGUUUGUGGUGAAGGAGGACGCGGAUUCUCUGGUGGUGGCAGCCAAUGGCGACAACGGAUCGCUCAUCGAGGUGUGGGAGCUACUCGAGAAGCCGGUGCCUGUGCACAAGCUCUUCCAACCCAAGGUUGUUGUGGUGAGCGAGCCAUACAGGACAGUGCUGUGGCAGCAUCAGGCUUACCACCGCUCGACCUCGGCCGUCACCAGCAUCACCACCUGCAAGGUGGCCCCGCCCCCCUCCCACAUCAUCGUCUCCUUCGCCGACGGCACCAUUCACUGUCUGCUCAGGGACUCGCUCAAGCAGUUUGCCUCGACGUCGUUAAGUAUGGCGUGGCGGGAGGAGGACGUGAAGCGGCAUCGGCUGAAUGUGACCAUCUCGUCGAUGGACCUGACUCGCCUGGGCAGUGCACUGGUCGCCGCCGACAACAAAGGCCAGAUCUAUCUCUAUCGCAUCCAUCCUAUCUCUGAACAAGGAACAGGUGGAAUAGGGAUGAACGUGUCGGUGGCGACGACGCUGCUGGAGUACUGCCUGGUGACAGGCUUGGACUGGUGGGACGCGCUGGUCUCGAUCCGAGCGAACAUGUUGGACGCGGUGUGUGAUAGGCUGACCGACAACUUCAACAAGCAGCCAAUGGCCGUGCAGCAGUACCACUACGUGACCUACUUGGCGCUGAAGGGCGCUCUCUACCGGCUGACUCCAGCCGGCCAGCAGCGGGCAGCCGACCUCACUGCACUGCUCAUGCUGCACUCUGUCUCCACCGCAUUCAAGUCGCUGCUCCGGCCUUCCGAUCUGGUCAGCCACGACAAGGGCCCCGCCGAAAGCCUACAAGCUGUGAUGGGUGAGUCUGCUGCCAUACCUACUGACGUGGACAAAGUUCUGCUGCACCUGGAGGCGAAAGAGUUCACAGUGGAGCCGAGCACUCUGCAGUCGCUGCACCAGCUCAUACAGUGGGUCGCCGACCUCGCGCUCAAUCUUCUCGCCAGACUGCCUGAGCAGAGAAAAACCACUGGGUAUGAAUUGGUGCGUGACUACAAAGCUGUGAACACGUUGCGAGAGCUUCUGGUCAUCAUUAGGAUAUGGGGCUUGCUGCGGUCAUCCUGCUUGCCUGUUUUCGUGCGAAGUGUCGACAACUUGGACGUGCUCGCCUUGCUCUUCAAACUGUUGUCUCGUCUUGUUCAGAGUCCUGAGCCGGAUGACAAUCUCAUCGAUGAAUGCUGUUUAUUGCCAAGCCAAGUGAUGAUACCACCUUUGAACAUUUCAACUUCAAUAAUCGCCAUCACAUCACCCGCUCUCUUCUAUCAAACACUGCCCAUUCAUUUGGAAUACGGAGUGGAACCGGACAACCUUCUGUUUGUGCCGGAAAUCACGCCAAUCGAAGGUGCGAUAACGACUGAUCAGACUGUUGACACGAUACGACACAUUUUCCUCGGUCAUCAACCCCUCGUUGUCAAACAGUGUUGCAGAUGUGGUGGUAAAGCCCAGCUGCAAAGCUGUAUGAGAACGGCAGCGAUGCGCGCCUGGGACCAGAGGUGGGCUCGCGCCUGCCGCUGUGGCGGCCACUGGAGGGUGCACAAGGUCUCUUCCAGCCACUCCUACUUCAAAUGAAAAACACUGCUUUUUUCAACUCAAACGAGUCCUGUGCAUGGUAUUCAAAUAUUACUCAGUGACGAUCACUUAAAUUUGAAAUGAAAACCGUUCGAAAAAGUUGAACUUCCUACUAAGUGAUUGUACUUUGAAAAAUUUAUACAUAUUUAUUGUACAGUAAUAUAUUUUAAUGCUAAGCCGAAGAUCUGAAAUAGAGUUACAUAGAUGUAAGUAAAUUAGAAAGAGACAAGCAUUCGUGCUUAUUACGCCUGAUAUCAUCCAUUAAAUACACGAAAAGCUGCAAUGCUGAAAGAUGUAAAGUAAAUACCUUUAUAUGUUUUAAUAAAAUAAUAAAGUCACGAUAGUGAGCUCUAUAAGUAA
This is a messenger RNA of Nilaparvata lugens (brown planthopper), 2976 nucleotides long. It is a transcript of the gene MED16, whose product is annotated as mediator of RNA polymerase II transcription subunit 16. The record is from RefSeq and is a predicted model, not a curated record. Gene Ontology annotation, biological process: positive regulation of DNA-templated transcription. Gene Ontology annotation, molecular function: protein binding. Lineage: Eukaryota; Metazoa; Arthropoda; Insecta; Hemiptera; Delphacidae. Gene Ontology annotation, cellular component: mediator complex. The transcript is spliced from 14 exons. Bases 190 to 2616 code for a protein of 808 amino acids.